ACCAACGGAUAACUGUGCACUCUGGCAGUCAGCAUACGAAUGGCCGAGUAAAACCAAGAAGUGCUGCGCCGAGGAGCCUUGAACCAAUACAGAAGGCAUCCGCAACGGUAAAUUCUGGAAGCGAUUCCGUAUUGCACACAAGUUACUUGCGCAUAUGAAUGAAACAGUCGCGGCUUUCUGUAGCCAAACGAUGCGCUCGUGUUGACGGUGAGUGUCGGGGCCACUUUGGAGCGCUAAAAUGUUUCGGACCGCCAGAUUUGCUCUUGUGCUUUUGUGUAGUGCACUUGCAGGAGCUCAAGAUGACUCCCUUGCAGGAAGCUUUCUUUCAGGCCUUUUGGAUACUAUCACCAGUACUGCCGAUGCAAAAGACUGUCCAGGAAAGUGCGUUCAUGCCAUAGCGACAAUUAUAUGUUACGAUGUACUGGAAGAUGUAGUUUGUCCGUCAUCUUCUAUGAAAUGUUGCGUAGAACCUCCCGCUCCCAAUUCUACAGAAAAAGUCCCCCUGAAUACGUCUAUGCCUAAUCAAACCAUCAUAGUUACAACGACGACUGAAAAAACAACAACAAGUAGUACAACAAUUUCAACAACGACAAAUACCUCAAAUCAGGCAACUUCCGAUGACAAGAUUAAACGAAAGAAUUCUAACGUGACGAAAGAAGAGCCUGCUUCAGUGAACGCUUGUCCUGGAGUAUGCGUAGCCGAACGCAUAGCCGAUUACUGCGAAGCUAUUUUACCAACCGAAGACCUUUGUAAACCGAACCUCAAAUGCUGCAUGUCUAGCGACGCUUUCGGCGAUAAAAUUCCACCGAAUUUAAUAAUCCCUAGUAAAACGAAAACUAAUUAUACCAGAACGGAAGUGCUAACGACAACCCCGAAACCGUUAAGUUUGGAAAAACAGACAUCCUCAUUAAGACCACCACUAAAACCAUGCAAAGGAGAAUGUGUCAGUGGUUUAUUCGCGCUUUUCUGCGAUGACAUAGAUACAGAAGCGGAGUGUCCUUCAGAAGGCAGCUGUUGCAUCACAACGCCUAGCGAAGAAACGAUAACUACGACAAGCCCAAGACCUACAACACCUGAUCCUGGGCCGGGUUGCCCGGGUUUUUGCCUUCUCAACAUAAUGGCCGCGUUUUGCCAAAGACCGUCAGUUCUAAUACCUCACACCUUGAACUGUAAAAGAGGAUCGGUCUGUUGCGACAAUACGAGAGCUGCAGUGACAGUAUCAAAACCAAAACCGCGCCCACAUCAACCUCCUCUAACUACCACCACCACAACGAUGGACCCCAGAAAUGAGUGUCCCGGGUCAUGCAUUGUGUCGUACCUGAGUUUCACCUGUUUUCGUAACGCGGAAAUGACCGAAAUGUUUAAGUGUCGGAAGUCCGGAACGAAAUGUUGCGCCCCCAAAUCGUUGAUAAAGGAAGCACUCGGUCAGAAAGAAAACUCCAGUAAUCUGAGUACUCAACCUAGUAUAGACCACACAACUGCCGUUGUUCCCGAUACUUCACAAACUUUAGAAUCGACGAAAGCUAUAUCAACGACGUCGAAACCUCCGAUGUACAGUAAAUAUGUCUGUGGGGUUAAGGGCACCUCAAGAACUGGUAGAGUUGUUGGAGGUGAAGAUGGUGAGCAAGCUGAAUGGUGUUGGCAAGUUGCUUUAAUUAAUUCUCUCAAUCAGUAUUUAUGUGGAGCUGCUUUAAUCGGAACGCAAUGGGUGCUAACGGCUGCUCACUGCGUCACAAAUAUUGUCCGCUCAGGAGAUGCAAUCUACGUACGAGUGGGCGACCAUGACCUGACUCGGAAAUAUGGUAGUCCUGGCGCGCAAACAUUGCGAGUGGCCACAACGUACAUCCAUCAUAAUCAUAACAGUCAGACUCUAGAUAACGAUAUCGCUCUUCUCAAACUUCACGGGCAAGCCGAGUUAAAAGAAGGAGUUUGUUUAGUUUGUUUACCGGCUAGAGGCGUCAGUCACGCGGCCGGAAAACGAUGUACAGUUACAGGCUACGGUUAUAUGGGAGAAGCCGGUCCUAUUCCACUCAGAGUUAGAGAAGCGGAAAUUCCCAUAGUGAGCGACGCCGAAUGUAUUCGAAAAGUUAACGCAGUCACUGAGAAAAUAUUCAUAUUGCCGGCAAGUAGUUUCUGCGCAGGCGGCGAAGAGGGCAAUGACGCAUGUCAGGGUGAUGGUGGAGGGCCAUUGGUAUGUCAAGAUGAUGGCUUCUAUGAACUUGCUGGUUUAGUCUCAUGGGGUUUCGGUUGUGGUCGAGUAGAUGUUCCAGGCGUAUACGUAAAAGUUUCAUCUUUCAUUGGGUGGAUUAAUCAGAUAAUUAGUGUUAAUAACUUUCAGUGAUUGUUUACAAAAAUACCAAACAAAAAACAUUUUCUUAAACUGAUUAUUUAUUCUGCCUGAUUUUUAUUUCAAAUGUAAAUAUUGAACGACAAAAAAUCAUAAAUUGUUACCAAAUAAGUACUAACAUAUUAAUUAACUGU
Zophobas morio is the source of this 2481-nucleotide messenger RNA. It is a transcript of the gene mas, whose product is annotated as protein masquerade. The coding region runs from base 239 to 2341 and encodes 700 amino acids. The record is from RefSeq and is a predicted model, not a curated record. Gene Ontology annotation, molecular function: serine-type endopeptidase activity. NCBI's taxonomy places the organism in Eukaryota, Metazoa, Arthropoda, Insecta, Coleoptera, Tenebrionidae. The transcript has 10 exons. Gene Ontology annotation, biological process: proteolysis.